Moneuplotes crassus is the source of this 454-nucleotide messenger RNA. NCBI's taxonomy places the organism in Eukaryota, Ciliophora, Spirotrichea, Euplotida, Euplotidae. The record is from the annotation of a GenBank genome assembly.
UAUCUGAAAGUGGUUGGAUCAAUUUUAAUAAAAUAUAACAGCGAAAUGGCAUCUUUCAAACUAAUUUGUAUUCUCCUGCUCCUCAUAAUCAUUGGAGAAGCAGUGGCAAAGCCAAUCUUCUUCCCAGCAGAAUCAGAGCUUUCAAGACUCAAUAGAGACUUGGAGGGAUGUCUGAUGUUCAUUGGAGACUUAGCAUCCUUAACUUGGAAGUCCUUCAAAGACUUAGUUACCCUGAACACUUCAGAGUGGAAAGACAAUGUGGUCUGGAUAGGAAUCAACAUGUUCAUGGUUCUCGUUAAUUGCUUUCUAUAAUUAAUAAUUCUUCAUAAUACUAAUGUCAAAUCAAAGUUGCAUGAUUUUAUAACUUGAGUUACAUUACUAAUCGAUUCAGUUUGAAUUUUAGAUCAUUUCUAGGUGAUUAUCCAAUAAUUAUUUAAUCAGGACUUCUAAUUUC